Messenger RNA from Anolis sagrei ordinatus, 842 nucleotides. The record is from RefSeq and is a predicted model, not a curated record. NCBI's taxonomy places the organism in Eukaryota, Metazoa, Chordata, Lepidosauria, Squamata, Anolidae.
AUGAUUAUGUGUUGCACUUCUGCUGUAGUGAGUGUGACUCUAGUCCCCGAGACAGCAUGUUCCAGGCUUAUUCUGUCGUGGGACCGGAAGAAUGCGAGAAUGUUAGGAUGUACUCCUGAUCGAUCUUACACAUUUCCCCGGGAGGCCUUUGUAUGGGGCAAUGAGAGAUUCACUUCCGGAAGACAUUAUUGGGAAGUGAAAGUUUCCUCAAGGCAAUGGGCUGCUGGAAUCUCAAGAGACUCUGUCAGAAAGAAGGAAAGUAUCAACCCAAAAACAGAUGACUCAAUCUGGGCUGUAGGGGUAAAACCAUUUAACAACUAUGAUUCUGAAGUUUGCAUUUUCCCUGAAGUAGACUAUUUUGAGUUAGAACAGAAUCGUCGUAAGUUACAUGUGGCCCUGGAUUACGAAGAGGGUCGGGUGGAAUUUUAUGAUGAAUGUGAUGAAUUCAUCUAUGCUUUUACUUCAAUAUCAUUCUCUGGUGAGGAAAUCCGACCCUUUUUCUUCGUACCCAACCAUGGAUCCCUGAUUUGCUAAUCACUGGGAAGAACCAACCCUCAUCCACGGUCUCAUCAAAGGGCUCAAAAAGGCUUUCUUUGGAUCUCCAAGAAGGUUUGGGGAAUAACUUCCAUUUCUUAAUCAUGAGGGCUGAGAAUAUCUUAUCUGCAAAAAUGCCAAUAAGAAGAGGUUGGGUUAGGAGGUCUCUUUGGUUACAGAUUUUUUUUUUAAAGGCCCUGUCCCUCAAAAUAGGCAGAAGGAAGUUAAGCAUUUGAGAGCUUGACUUAUCAGAUACAUAGAACAUGCUGAUGCAUCCCUAUCUUCUCCUUUUUUAUUUUUGCCUCAUG